AUGGCGAGAACCUCUGUAUCACCCGAUCGACCAUACGGCUCAGGUCCUCGUUACAGAGAUCGCUACGACGACCGAGACGGCCAUGACAGACAGAGACGUAGGGAAGAUGAACGGCGGAACACACGCGUUGAAGACUACCGGAGGCCGGAGUAUGACAGGGAUAGCCGCAAUCGACGCGACCGAGACGACGAACGCGAUGGUCGCUACAGGGCGGAUCGGGACCCACGCCCUGGUCCUCCGCGUCGGUCAGCUUCGCCUCGCGCGCGGAACUCGAAGGACCGCUCCCGCUCUGCUUCGAAGCGUGAAGACUCGCCGGAAGACAAGGCUAAACCGAACUUCAACCCUUCAGGACUACUAGCCGCAGCGACCAAAACCGUCAAGCUUGUGGAUGGCACCAGCACAGUACUCAAAUAUCACGAACCUCCCGAGGCGCGCAAACCUACAGUAGGCUGGAGGCUGUACGUCUUCAAGGGGAAGGAGCAAGUGGAUGUGCUGCACAUCCAUAGGCAGAGUGCGUACUUGAUUGGCCGAGACCGUGCAGUAGCAGACUUGGCCAUCGAACACCCGUCCUGCUCGAAACAACACGCUGUAAUCCAAUUCCGACAGGUUCACGAGAAGAAUGAGUUUGGUGAUGUCAAGAAUGUCGUGAAGCCCUUCAUCAUUGACCUAGAGUCAACAAAUGGUACUCAGGUCAACGAUGAGCAGAUACCAGAAUCACGAUACUACGAGCUCAAGCUUAGUGACGUGAUAAAAUUCGGCGAAUCGCAACGAGAAUAUGUACUCUUGCACGAUGAAGCUACAUGA
Fomitopsis serialis is the source of this 804-nucleotide messenger RNA. Its product is annotated as SMAD/FHA domain-containing protein. The transcript has 6 exons. Gene Ontology annotation, biological process: maintenance of RNA location; mRNA splicing, via spliceosome. The record is from RefSeq and is a predicted model, not a curated record. Lineage: Eukaryota; Fungi; Basidiomycota; Agaricomycetes; Polyporales; Fomitopsidaceae. Gene Ontology annotation, cellular component: nucleus. Gene Ontology annotation, molecular function: protein binding; mRNA binding. The coding region runs from base 1 to 804 and encodes 267 amino acids.